Opisthorchis viverrini is the source of this 614-nucleotide messenger RNA. RefSeq lists its product as hypothetical. The coding region runs from base 32 to 478 and encodes 148 amino acids. Gene Ontology annotation, molecular function: calcium ion binding. NCBI's taxonomy places the organism in Eukaryota, Metazoa, Platyhelminthes, Trematoda, Opisthorchiida, Opisthorchiidae. The transcript is spliced from 4 exons. The record is from RefSeq and is a predicted model, not a curated record.
CUGGAGUUGGUAAAGACAGCCGGAUUCAUUCAUGCUUCCUGGAGACCUGUCAGCAUUCGGGAAGAUCUUGCUUGCAGAAUUCAAUGCCUUAGAUACCAAUCGUGAUCGAAAAGUGUGUCUGAAGGAGGUCUCGUCGUUCCUCGUGGCCUUUGGAUUUAAAGAAUCUCAAGCAGUCUUGUUUAUGAAACUGUUCGACGCGAACAGAGAUGGUGGGAUAUCAAGAGAUGAAUUUGCGGCUGCAGUCAGAAAAAUAAAACCGAAUCGUAUCUCGGAAGCGCAGCUCCGUAAGCUGUUCAGGCAGGCGGAUAGGGACAAUUCCGGCACUCUCAGAUCUAAGGAACUGAAGGAAUGUCUUUCGAAACAUGAUGAAAAACUCAACACCAAGAACGUGGAUGACUGGAUCAAGAAGCACGACAAAAACCUGGACGGAAAACUAAACUAUGAGGAAUUUAUCGAAUUCAUGCUUGACGUAUUGUAACACUGUAUGAUGAAUCUCUCAUAUCAAUAGAGCUGUGCAUCAAGUCUUUCUUGAGAUGCCCCAGUUGUUUAAAAAUUCGCAAAACCAGUGCGUAAUUGACGGAGCAAACCUUUCGAAUACAAAUCACCAGUUUUUG